Messenger RNA from Penicillium robsamsonii, 363 nucleotides. RefSeq lists its product as uncharacterized. Bases 1 to 363 code for a protein of 120 amino acids. NCBI's taxonomy places the organism in Eukaryota, Fungi, Ascomycota, Eurotiomycetes, Eurotiales, Aspergillaceae. The transcript has a single exon. The record is from RefSeq and is a predicted model, not a curated record.
AUGGGUGACGCUCAGCCUGUUGAGCUACUCACCGGUGAGUACAUCCAGCCAACGGCUGUUAGGCCACACACAGUCGGGAAAUACUUCCCCAAAGGGGGCCAGUCUCGCGCAGUUACUCUAUUCCGCAACCUCGCCGUCGACGGCCCACUCAAGUCCUACAUUGACGUCGCAGCCAGCGCUUAUGCCGCGGACCAAAGCCUUCACAACACUCUCACAAAUCACACUUACAACAAGGGCUACGCACAGUUCCCCAAUUGCUUCACACUAGAGACACUCGAAGGUUUGUUCAAAAGUGGCAUAACGCUGACUUUCCGGUUUCACCGAGUCACCAGCACUGCUAAGAAGUGCGAGCCAUUUAAGUGA